UCCCUCCUCUCCUCACCUCUCCUAUCUCUCUAAUAUUCCUCUCUUGAGCGAAUUCGCUUUCGCAUCCUUCGUCUUUCGCUGCGGGUUUCUACCCCCUCAUUUCUCUUUUUCGUAUCGAAGACGAGGUAACAAGAACAAGCUUUUUCGUCAUCCGAUGAGAUCGCCGUGAAUCGAUAACCGCGUUUUCUUUCUUUUUGGAUCUUGUUAUCAUGUGGACUUGGAUGUCGUGUGGAACGAGUCGUAUUUUGGGUUGUUGUUUUCACUUGCAUUUUUGGGUAGCUAGGUUUGGACGACCUCUGCAGUUCUUUUGCCAACCCGACUCCUCGACCACUAAUGCUUCUUGGUUUCUCAUGUGGAUUUCGUACGAGCCGUACCACUACGGAACAAUGACGGGGGAUCAAAUGAUGGAUUGUUCGUCUUAUAAUUUCUCGGGAAAAAGAAAUUCCUUUUUGAUUUUUUUUGGGAUUUCUCUUUUUUCGGAUUUGAUCGAAUCCAAAUUUGGUAAAAGAAGCAUUUUUUUCUUUUCAGAUUCUUUGGCUUCAAAUAUUCUUCUCGCAUGACACACUAACUGGUUGUACUGUUAAAAGGUACCUAAUAUUCUUUAAUUUAUCGGGCGUGAGAUUUCUGUUGGUUUGCUGUUGUAGUUGAAUUGCUCCUCAACGUUUAGCGUGGCUUGUUUUUAGCUUUUGCCCUUUUCGCUAUUGGUUUCAGAUAUCAGCUUGGAGAGUUUUAUGUUACUAGCGGUCUCCAAGAUCAUUAGAAGUUCUAUUUAUAACUACCCUUCUGUAGAUUAUGAAACUGGGAUUAGUGAACUGAAAGAAUUUGAAUAUUUGGGUGAUUAUUAAGUGGGCAAUUUUAUUGAAAUAAGAUCAACAAUGUUGAUUAAUAUUUACAUAUAAGCAAUUUGAGUUUUAGAGCUUAGCUUUAACCAUAUCUGUCUGUUUUUGUUAUGAAAUCUGGUUUACAAAUGCACUAUAUAGGACACAUUAUUGAUUCACAAAUGUGCAACUUGAGUUCUUUUUUGUUUAAUGCACUUUAAACCUAACCAGUUUUAACCAUCCAAGUAGUUAAAAUUUUAGUGUGUUUUAUUUGGAAAAUGCUGUUAUUGGUCAAAACUUUCAAGAGUAUGCUGACAACACCAACAUGAUGAAAAUUUUCGUUAAAGAAUAAUAUCAGUUUUCUCAAAUCAGCAUUUGAUUUGACUGGUUGGCAGCUGAAAGUGAGGAAGCAUGAAUCAUCUCUGUGAUUUUUGUGGGGAACAAAGAUCUAUCAUCUACUGCAGAUCUGAUGCUGCUUCUUUGUGCUUGUCAUGCGACCGCAAUGUCCAUUCUGCAAAUGCACUUUCUCGGCGCCACUUGCGCACUCUUUUGUGUGACAGAUGCAGUGCACAACCAGCUGUUAUUAGGUGCAUUGAAGAAAGUGUUUCACUUUGUAAAAAUUGUGAUUGGAAUAGUCAUGAUGGAUCAGGGGUAGCUUCAGGGCACAAAAGGCAGACAAUAAACUGCUAUUCAGGUUGCCCAUCAGCAGCAGAGCUUUCGAGAAUUUUGCCCUUUUUUCAGGAGUUCCCUCCUGUAGCUGAGCCUGACUGUGAAAAGGGUUUAGGCUUGAUGACCAUCAGUGAGAACAACAUUAGUAACUGCUGGGGACGUCCAGAAAGCAACAGUACCUUGGGUAUUUCCAGUGAAGGGAAGAUGAAAGAUCCAAUAGUUGUAGAUAAGCUCAAUCCCCUGACUGGAUCAUCUUCAGGGCCUGCAAUAUGUCCUUUGCCCUCUACUGCUGAUCAGACAGCUGGUUCAGUGGAUUCAACUAUACCUAAGCUAGAUUGUGUUGGGACUAAAGAUUUCGAAUUCAGCAAAGAUGAUUUCUGUGAGGAUUUCAAUGUGAAUGAUGUCGACAUGACAUUUCAAAGCUAUGAACACCUUUUUGGCGUGUCUCAUAACCAAAUAAAUCAUAUUUUUGAUGAUGAUGAUGGCAUAGAUAGUUUUUUUGAUUUGAGGGAAACUUCUGCUGCCAAUUCGAACCACCAGGAUGAAUUUUUUGGAGAGGCAUCAUCUGCUGGGCAGCCUAACCCUAUGCUGGCAACACGUAGUAAUGCAGUUUCUGCUGAUUCGGUGAUGUCAAAUCAAGGAAAAAAUGCAGAUUCGAGACUGUUUAUUUCUGCAAGCCAUGCGCACUUCAGUCUAUCCCUUUCAUUUUCUGGUUUGACUGGUGAAAGUGGUGCCGGAGACUAUCAAGAUUGUGGGGGAUCAUCAGUGCCUUUUAGGGGUGAACCUCCAUGGUUCCCAGCGGAUCCUGAGAAUUCCCAAUUGCCUACAGCUAGCAGGGAUAGUGCUGUGAUGCGUUACAAGGAAAAGAAGAAAGCACGCAAGUUUGAGAAAAAAAUUAGGUACGCUUCUCGCAAGGCUAUGGCAGAUGUGAGGAGGCGUGUAAAGGGGAGGUUUGUCAAAGCUGGUGAAGCGUAUGAUUAUGAUCCACUUGCACAGACAAGAAGCUUUUAAGAGCAUGGUCAAUGAUAAAUAAUUUGGGAAAAUGAAAACUGACAUAUAUCACGCUUCCCUUGCAAGUAAUGUGCUUCCUUUGGGAAAACAAAAGCCAUCAGGGCAUGUUCUUGAAGUAUGAGUUCUCCAUCACCAUCUUGCCCAGCAUUCUGAUCUGGUAAAAACUGGUCUUCAUAUUCAUUCUGAUAGGCAAUGGUGUGUACAUAUUCUACAAUUUGGGUAAAGCCAGUGCAUAAUUUUCUAUUCCGCCUCAAACUAACCGAACAGUAUUUUCCUUGAACCUCAACCCCCUUACUUUGAGUUCCUUCCUUCCCGUCUUCUUCCUCACUUAUUGUUUCAGUAUAUUCUUCUGAUUCUCCUCAGGAUCGGUAGCCAUGCUAUGCAUGACCUGCUGCAGCAUUCUGCUCCCAGUUUAGGUUUCCAAUUCAGAUCUUUGGAUAUCGCUCUAACUUUUUUCAUGUUGAAUUUGUGGAGCAUACUCUUGUAACUGACAGACAGUUCUUUGUAUCAGUUCACAUGUAAAAGAGGAUCAUUUAUGUAAUAAGAUUCUUGGAGAGUCUGUAAAAUUGGUUUGUGUGCCAAUGACUGUAGAAACAUAAUAUAAUUGUCACACUAUUCAUA
Messenger RNA from Musa acuminata subsp. malaccensis (wild Malaysian banana), 3119 nucleotides. The record is from RefSeq and is a predicted model, not a curated record. NCBI's taxonomy places the organism in Eukaryota, Viridiplantae, Streptophyta, Magnoliopsida, Zingiberales, Musaceae.